This is a messenger RNA of Callorhinchus milii (elephant shark), 1124 nucleotides long. RefSeq names its product transmembrane protein 106B. Lineage: Eukaryota; Metazoa; Chordata; Chondrichthyes; Chimaeriformes; Callorhinchidae. Bases 122 to 946 code for a protein of 274 amino acids. The transcript is spliced from 8 exons. The record is from RefSeq and is a predicted model, not a curated record.
GUCUGUCUGUCUGCCUUUCUCUCGACAGUUUGCAGUUACACAGAUCCAUCACAAAGCGGCGACAGCACUGGGAAUUGGACAGACGUAGUCGCAAGAAGGACUUUGCCACUGAGGGGACACCAUGGGGAAAGCCUUGUCCCACUUGUCGCCGUCCUACAGAGCGAGCAAGGAGGGCGACUCGGGGCCCAUCCUGGGGGAGGCCGACGGCAAAGGGUGUUCGGAGCAAGAGAGCGAGGAGCGUGGCCAGGCGGAGGGCAGCACACACCUGCCCUACGUCGAGUUUGUGGGGAGAGAGGUCAAGUGCCCGUCGUGCCAGGGGACAGGACGCAUCCCUCGAGGGCAGGAGAACGAGCUGGUGGCUCUGAUCCCCUACAGCGACGAGAGGCUGCAAACAUGGCGCACGAAGCUGUACGUGCUGAUCGCUGUGGUGACCAGCCUCCUGCUCAGCGGGCUCGCCAUCUUCUUCCUGUUCCCGCGCUCUAUUGAGGUGGAGCACGUGGGGGUGAAGUCGGCCUACGUCAGCUACGACCGGCCCGAACACGCGGUCCACCUUAAGAUCACGAAUAUCUUGAACGUCACCAACCACAACUUCUACACGAUCAGCAUCACAGACCUGUACGUCCAGAUUGUGUUCUUCAGUGAAGUGAUUGGGACCAUCAAUGUCAAGAACACUACAGCCAUCAGGGCCCUGGGAGGGGGGCAGAUUUUCUACACAGUGGAAGCCUUGUUAGAAGAAACUGGCAUGUACCAUUACUGCACCAUCCCAGAGAUCAAAGUGCACAACAUUGUCAUCUCCAUCCAAAUCACGGUGACAGCCUGGUACCUGUCCCACUCCGAGCAAGUGUCCAUCAACUCCUACCAGUACGUGGAUUGCGGCUCCAACACCACCAGCCUGCAAAGCCCUUACUACCCUGAUCAGAGCUCCCGCCCGGUGCUGCUCAGCUAACCCCAAAGCUUCGUGUCCUUCCCAACACACAGUGCAUCCUCUGUGUGUGCGCCUGUCAUCCCUGUGGCCUGAUCAACACAUCAUAUCAGCCAAUAACUGCCCCCCCCUCGCCCCCUCCGUCUUCUUCCCCGCUUUCCUAGUUGUCUCCCUCCCGCCCUACCGUCAGCCUCUCUGCCCC